Solanum stenotomum is the source of this 1669-nucleotide messenger RNA. RefSeq names its product phytolongin Phyl1.1. The coding region runs from base 370 to 1098 and encodes 242 amino acids. NCBI's taxonomy places the organism in Eukaryota, Viridiplantae, Streptophyta, Magnoliopsida, Solanales, Solanaceae. The transcript has a single exon. Gene Ontology annotation, cellular component: membrane. The record is from RefSeq and is a predicted model, not a curated record.
UGUUUCCAUUUUUGUUUCCUGUUUGACCUGAUACUCUCUGUAUUUUUCCGAUCUGCUUUUUCUCCAAGAUUUGAACUUUUCUUGUUUGGAUUCAUUGAGAAACGCUAUGGGGUUUGUCCUUUCACCACUAAAUAGGUACACUGAUGGACUUUAUUCUUGAUCUCGACCACUCAUUUUGGUACUCCAUUUCUUUGAAUUUCUCUAUCUUUUUUUGGGAUUUUGUAGCAUUAGUUUACGAAUAGUCUUGGCUACUUGUUAUGCUCAAUCUUGAUUGUUUAGGGUCUUGAAGAAAUCUCUCCAAAAAUCUGAGCUUUUUUUACUUUUUCACACUUUGCACUGUGAAUUUGGCUAAUUUUAGUAUAUUAGCAGAUGGCUUCUGUACAAAAUUCAGUUUAUUAUUGUUCAGUAUCUAAAGGAGGUCAACUUAUAUAUGCAUAUAAUGGUGGAGAUCAUGAGACUGAGAAUUUGGCUGCAUUGUGUUUGGAAAGGGUUCCUCCUUUUCAUAAAUGGUAUUUUCAAACUAUGGUUAAGAAAACUUUUGGGUUUUUGAUGGAAGAUGAAGGGUAUGUUUACUUUGCUAUUGUAGAUGAGGGUCUUGGUAAUGAUAAAGUUCUAAGGUUUCUAGAACAGUUAAAGGAUGAAUUUAGGAAAGUGGCGAAAAAGGGUUCUUGCUGGACUAUGUCGAAUCUGAAUUCGAUUUGUUUACAAGGAGAAUUAGUUCCUGUUAUUUCACCAUGUAACAAUGCUACUGGGAAAAUUGUUGAGGGUGGUGAUUCAACAAAUGCCCUGUUGUUGGGAAAGCCAAGUAGACAAGAAAAGAAGAAAAGGAAUGAUCAUGUAAUUGCUAUCAGAGAUGCUGAGUUGGAGGAGGACCUAAACUCAACAGAACUAGUAGAUACGAACGAUCAAGAUACAGUAGUUAUUCCAAUUAUGUCACAGAAAGAGUUGUGCUUGGUAAGGAACAUAACAAGCUCUCAAAACUUCCAAAAGAAGUGGUGUCGCCAUGUACGUGUUAUCCUUGCCAUUGAUGUUGUGGUAUGUCUUGUGUUGCUUGUGAUCUGGUUAGUUAUUUGUGAAGGUACAAAGUGCCUUCACUAAAGUUGUUCUGUUCUUACCUUAUCUUAAUGCUUGGAGCCAAGGAGGUUAUUGUUCUAGCCUUUUGAAAUACCUCAGCACAGUGUUGCAUCGUGAUAAGCAUUUCCAAAGAAAGUGGAUAAUGAAAUUAACAAAUCAAGCAGCUGUCAUACUUAUAUCAAGUCUAAGUUUCAUUAAAGUAUUGUUGGAAACUCAUUUUUUGUACAGGAAUCACUUUGUUUAUGGAUAGAGUGUAGGGGAUGCAGUAGAUUAUAACCGAUGAGGUUCUUGUUGUCUAUUCUAGUCGUCUGAAGUUUGUUGCAGCUUCAUUGUUCCUCCUUGUAUCUACCACAUGAGUGCUUCAUUUUAAUACUUUUGUGUUCUUUUCCUAUUGGAUUGAGACGGGUCUAAGUGGAGAAAUAUGGAGCCGAUCCCAACUAGCUUGGGGUUGAGGCAUAGUAGUGGUUAUAGUAGUUUUUAUUAUUUUCCGUUGCCUCGUGUAUAUACAAAUGCCUGGUUACAUACAAUUUUGGUACUUUUUUCUUCAGUUAAAAGUUUGCCUUGAAAUAAAAAAUACUCUACUGCAUUGGUCUAC